ACAAGAUUUACUCAACGAGUAGUGUAAGUUGGGUGUCAAUAGUGUCUCACCCUCAAAUUGUGUUAAUGUAUCUGUCUUCUAUAUUAUUACUAAGAUAUUAUAAUAGAAUCACAUUAGACAUAAGGUAAAAACUUACACGCACUGGGUGUUUACACCUUUAAUUAAGUUAAUCACAGAAGACAAAUUACAUUCUAAUAAGGAGUCUUAUUUUUACAAAUAAAAAAUUAAAAGGAUAGAAUAGUAAUAACGUAAGUUUGAAAGUUUUAGGGUUGCUGCCAGUGUUGUUUUUUCUUUAUUUCCCGCAGUUGUUCUUCCAACAUUUUGUUUCCAUUGGUGAUUUUAUGAGAAAUUUUGGUACUUUUUCAAAGAUGCAACUAGAAACUAAUAUACAGUAUUAUGCCAAAAAAACUCAAUCGAGAGUAUAGAUUGGAAAAAGAGUUUUGCAGGUAAGCUUAGGAUAUUACUUGUUGCUAAGAAGUAAGAAAAAAUAAAUUACAAAAAUAAUUUCUCAAGUGUGGAAUUUUCUUUGUAUUUUUUAUUGAGUAUAUGAAAGUCCCAUGAACAAGAAGUAGUCUUCUUCUUUUAUAUUUUUUUCUUCUUUUCCUCAUCAAUAAUUCGUCAUAAAAUUCAUCUUCAUUCUCUUGUACAAUUUGUGGAUAACUUCUGACAUAAAUGUAUGCCAAGGAUGGAAAAGAGCCUUGAGUUUUUCCCAAUUGAUUUCUGGUUUUCUAUAACUUCUUGUUAUUCCUUGGUCGAUUUAUUUGACAUUAAUGUUAUGUUCCUAACGGAGAUUAGCAAGAUAUUAUUAAGUAUUCUUUAUAUUAGUAUUAUUUUAAGAUCAUUAGCAAAAUACUAACUGUGGUUAAAUACUAAUAAUUGUAGUUAAAUAAAGUGACACAUGUUAUUUAUCUACUGGCCGGGUGUAAACUCCAGAUGCAGAUAAGUUACGUUCUUGUAUCAAAUUUUGCAGAAAGACUUAACUUCAUUUUUCUACCGAUAUCAGGCUCGAAAUAAUUCUGAAUUCCUACUUUUCAAGAGCACAGGUGGCCCUUCAUGAUAUUGAGUGGCCUAUUUUCCUCGACCUCCAUAUUUUCUUGAUUUAAGAAAACAAGGUGAAAUAAAAUAAUAGGAAAAGAAAGUAGAAAGAGAUGAGCAAAAACAAAUGGUUUCCAUUUUCAAUUACAUCAAGUGUUUUCUUAUAAAUGAAAUUUCUGAAACAUAUAAACUGUGUUUAUUUGCACUCUCUAGUCUUUAUGUGCUAAUUGUCUAUGUUCUUAUCGAAAUUCAAUUUAUAUGAAUUUUUAAAUGAUAUUUUAAAAUAUGUUUUUUUUAGUUAUAUUGAUAUGAAAAAAAUUGCAACCUAUAGUAUUUAUCGUAUAGUUUUUGAGUAUCUAAAUUCUAGUUUUAAAAUAUUAAGUUGACUAAUUCAAUUUAGCUUGAAAAAUUGGUCAAAUUGACUCUUGAUAAGCAAAAAGUAUCACAUAAAUUGAAACACAAAAAAUAUAUACUUCACACCUAGUAGCACGAAAGAGCAACGGGUUUUCCGUACUCAGAAUACUAAAUUUUAUGAUAAAGUGUUUAAGUUAUAUGCAUCAAUAGUGUAACUUUUAUUCAUACCACCACUGAAUUUUAGUCUAACCACUGAAUUUUAACCUGUGAUACUAGAUAAUUACCUUUUUUUACCUAAUUACCCAUCAAUACUUAUAAUGAGAUUUUACCUAUAAUUACCUAAUAAGUGACUUAAUUAUAUAAAAUAAUUUACAUCAUCAAUAGUCUAUUUUCUUUUGAAUUUUUCUGGACUUCUUUCACACAAACAGUUAAAAAGUUAGUGAAACAUAACUGCCAACCUCAAAAUGAGUCUUUGGACACCCGUUGUACCCGCCAUAUGUUUCUUCUCAAAGUCCAUUGUCAAUGGCAUAUCUCUAUGUAUUUCCCUUAUAUUUUCUAUUUUUAGGAACUUAUUUAGGAUUUAUGUAAAGCAACUUUCUCUUUAUACAUGGCUUCCCUCUUAACAACAGGCAAAAGGCGAGUAACUGGCAGAGUCACGAUUUGAAGUUUAUGAUGUUUUGGAUGCUAAUCUUUUUAAGUUAUUGAGUUCUAAAUCAAUUACCCGUACAUAUUCAAUGAAUUUUCGAACGAAAGAUACUGAGUUCGACCGAACGCGUAACAGACAUGCUAGCUCCUCCCCUUGAGAUUGGGCACAAACAGUUCUCCAGUGAUUCGCAAGAAAUACCUAAAAACAACACAAAAAAGAUUACUACAAGCGAAAAUAGAGAAAAGAAUAGGAAAAAAGAGAUAUAGAUACAAUAUUAGUUGCAUAAAAAAGAAGAUAAAAAGCUAUGGCCUUUAUAAGUGGGAAUAUAGUUUUGUUAAUAUUGCUCAUAUGCUUAGCUUCAUUAAUCCCAAAUUUGCAUGCCGGAAUUGCUGAAUUUGAUGAAUAUUUGGAAAAGCAAGCUAAGGAAGCCCUCAAUUCUUCCCUUGCUGCAUACAAUCAAAAUCCUGAGGAAGUUACUGAUACAUUCAAUAAAGAAGUUGGAGAUUCAUUGCUAAAUUAUACAGGCUUAAGGAGGCAUCUUAAAGAAAAAAGUAGUUGCAUGGCAACCAAUCCAAUUGACAGAUGCUUUAGGUGUGACAAAAACUGGGCUGAAAACAGGAAGAAGCUGGCAGAUUGUGCUCGAGGAUUUGGCCACAAAACGACCGGUGGCAAAGCUGGAAGGUACUAUGUUGUCACCGAUGACUCGGAUGAUGAUGUGAAGGAUCCAAAACCAGGGACCCUUCGUCAUGCUGUGAUCCAAGAGGAGCCAUGGUGGAUCAUUUUUGAGAAAUCAAUGGUAAUUAAGUUGAAGCAAGAAUUGAUGAUCACGAGUGACAAGACGAUCGAUGGCAGGGGAGUCUCUGUUCACAUUGCCAGUGGUGCUGGUCUAACGAUCCAAUUUGUGCAUAAUGUCAUAAUCCACAACAUUAGGAUCCACCAUAUUAUAUCUACCUCUGGUGGCAUGAUUAGGGACUCUGUUAACCAUAUUGGUAUUAGGACAGUGAGCGAUGGCGAUGGCGUUUCCAUUUUUGGUUCCAAUCAUAUCUGGAUUGACCAUUGCACUUUGUCACAAUGUACUGAUGGACUCGUCGAUGCCAUUAUGGCUUCCACUGCAAUCACCAUUUCUAACUGCAAAUUCAAUCAUCAUAACGACGUGAUGCUUUUAGGGGCAGCUGAUGCCUUUCCUCAAGAUUCAAUAAUGCAAGUCACAGUUGCAUUCAAUCGGUUCGGGCAUGGAUUGAUUCAGAGGAUGCCAAGGUGCAGGUGGGGAUUCUUCCAUGUUGUCAACAAUGACUACUCUCAUUGGGAAAUGUACGCGAUUGGUGGCAGCGCAAAUCCCACUAUUAUCAGCCAGGGUAACCGUUUCAAGGCCGCCAAUAAUCCUAAUACUAAGCAGGUGACUAAGAGGGAUUACGCACCAGAAUCCGUGUGGAAGAACUGGCAAUGGGUAUCGGAGGGCGAUUCUUUCUUAAAUGGAGCUUACUUUGUGGAGUCAGGGCCACAAACCAAGAAAAAAGCUGCAUUGACAAAACCUCAUAGGAUCAAGUUCAAGCCUGGUUCAUAUGCAGGCCGACUCACGCGCUAUGCUGGUGCGCGCAAAUGCAAAAUCGGUACACCUUGUUAAUCGAUGAUCCUCUUACGUGCGUAAUAUUAUGCAUCUGUGAGAAGGAGCUAGGUAGAUUUGUGAGUUUUGACAGUAGGAAAAUAGGAUAAGAAAGAAAUGGUUCUGAUAAAAGUUGUUGUCUUUUUUGUUUUAGUUUCUUUCCCUGUCAAUUCUUGUGACAGAAUAAGGUAAGUACAGGUAUUGUCAAAGAAUGAACCAAUUCUCGUGUAAAAAGAAAAAGAAGGUAACUUUGAUUUCUAGAAAUUUAUGUUCUCUGUUUGUAUUCAGUGUAGGCUGUAUGUUCCCAAGAGUGACAUUUUUAUAGUUCGAGUCUAAGACAGUCAGAGGAGGAUGAAAAUUUGAAGUUUACGGAUUUGAGAUUCAAGUUCUUUAAAGUUAUUGGAUUUUAAAUUAAUAGUUUGUACAUAUAGACAAAUACAAGAUUUGAACCAAAGCUACUUAGUUUGGUCGAACCUAUAAGUUAUAUACUGGCUCUGCCACGGAAGACAGUGGAUGCACAUGCACCAAUUACUUGUAUGUGAGAUUCCAAUUGACAGAUAGAUACAUGGUUCAAGCAGCUGGAAAAGUGCAACUAAGCUUUGAUAUAGAGACAAAUUGCUAAUUUAUACAAAGAGAAUUGGAAGAUUCAUGUAGUCCAGCUAAUUUAUACCAAAAAGCGUUGUGGUGGGAUGAAUAUGAUCUACACAUUUUUA
Lycium ferocissimum is the source of this 4351-nucleotide messenger RNA. RefSeq names its product pectate lyase-like. The transcript has 4 exons. The record is from RefSeq and is a predicted model, not a curated record. Gene Ontology annotation, molecular function: pectate lyase activity. Bases 2340 to 3659 code for a protein of 439 amino acids. Lineage: Eukaryota; Viridiplantae; Streptophyta; Magnoliopsida; Solanales; Solanaceae.